This is a messenger RNA of Rhagoletis zephyria (snowberry fruit fly), 1245 nucleotides long. RefSeq names its product acyl-coenzyme A diphosphatase Fitm (gene Fitm). NCBI's taxonomy places the organism in Eukaryota, Metazoa, Arthropoda, Insecta, Diptera, Tephritidae. Gene Ontology annotation, molecular function: coenzyme A diphosphatase activity. Gene Ontology annotation, biological process: lipid storage; phospholipid biosynthetic process; lipid droplet organization. The record is from RefSeq and is a predicted model, not a curated record. Gene Ontology annotation, cellular component: endoplasmic reticulum membrane.
UGAAAGUCGGUUGGGGUUGGACGCUAUUGCUAACAGUGCCUUUCCUCGCUAUGACUUCGUACACUUUGUGCUGCGGUGAUAUGAAGAAGAUGAUGCAACAUCAUGUACCCCGAAUCGCUAUUGCAACUUUCUUUUGGUUUUUCUGGACUAAAAUGUUCAAUAUCAUUGAAACUUCAUACGGCCGUUGCACAGUAAAAGGAUUCGGAACAAAAUCUGCUUGCCUUAAGGCUGGAUACUUAUGGAACGGAUUCGACAUAUCAGGACACGCAUUUAUUUUAAUACACUCGAGUCUAGUCCUUAUCGAAGAAGCUCGCCCCAUCAUAAAGUGGGAAUCCAUCAAAGAUUUCCUUCGCAAUGAAAUGCACGAUCGUAGCGUUUCAGAGCAUUCAAGCACAAAUCCAUUGAGAAAUCUAUCUGAAGAGCAAAUACGUAAUCUUAAUUUUCUUUAUGAUCGACUAACACCAAUCAUACGGACCUUGUUUAUUGGUAUGGCUACGUUACAAUUAUUAUGGGACGUAAUGCUAGUUGGUACCAUGCUUUAUUAUCAUCACAUGGUAGAAAAAGUAAUAAGUGGUAUAGUUGCCAUACUUACUUGGUACUUUACCUACCGCUUCUGGUAUCGUACGAAUCUGUUACCAGAUCCAGCUGGUAGUGGUUCAUUCUUUUAUCAACGAGACAACAAAGAUUCUUUUGUUUAUGCGCGACGUCCGACAAUGAUGACAGCAACAGGGCCUUCGACAAGCGCUGGUAGUCGUAUGAAUAUGGCUGGAGGGAUACCGCCUACAUUUAUGGGCAUGCCAAUAUAUACCAACCCACGUGCAGCAAAUUUAGCUGGCAGCAGUAGUCAAAUCGGCACAAACAAACAAGAUCUGGACAUGAAUACAUAGUGAUGCCCCUAAGUUACUUAAAAGAUACUUGUUUGUGUGUAAAAUCAUUGUUUUUAUCGUUUUUGUUGUUUAGUGAUAAGAUAAAAAUUGUAAAUGGUCCAAAUGGUACAUAUUGAGGCUUAUUAAGGAGGUAACGGCAAAUUGGAAUUGUAGUCACUAAGUUCGAAAUAUGUAUUUAAUAUUGAUUCUUGAAUCGAAUGUUGUAAAUCCUUUCUUAUAUGACAAGAAACUCUAGUAGAUCACCUAUUUUUCUACGCUUUAAUCAGCUAAUAACAUAAAUUCCUUUUACUACUUCCAUUGUAACACUGGGGUUUUUAUUAAAACUUGCUGAAAGUGGCAAGUAAAUAUACCCUUUAAA